AGAUUAGGUGCAGGUCCUUGCUGGGAGUCAUUUUGUCAAAACUUAUAUACGCAACGUGUUUUCCUAUUGCUUCUUCUAAAAUGAUAUGAUGGAGUGAACCAAUUACUAACUGAAAUUUGAAAGUUAGGAUAAAUGCUUCAACCAAUUUGCUUAAGGUUAAUUUUGUUUGAUUUAUCCAUUCAGUUUCUUUCCUGAUUUGUCCUAGUAUGAUGUUAAGCCAAUCAUGCUUUAAUGGCUGCGAUUUUCAAGCUCACUUCUCCAUCUAUGUACUUCUGCAAUUGUGUUCUUUAAGUAAAAUUUUCUGAUAACUUAAUCAUGAUUUGAAAUUGGCAGGCAAUUCAUUUAUCAAGAAAAAUACUACUUUCCCACUUCUGAGUUCUGAAGAUCGAAGAUCGAAGAUCGAAAUGGAGGAACGGAGCACUACCUUCUAUGCUGCAUCUCGCUUCAAAACUUCUUCGCAGAAAUUCCUCCAAACCCUCAGAAAUCUACCAGCUGCCGCUGAUUACCUUGCCUUUCCAUAACUCUUU
This is a messenger RNA of Rubroshorea leprosula, 527 nucleotides long. NCBI's taxonomy places the organism in Eukaryota, Viridiplantae, Streptophyta, Magnoliopsida, Malvales, Dipterocarpaceae. The record is from the annotation of a GenBank genome assembly.